Molecule: messenger RNA, 3594 nt
Organism: Hydra vulgaris (swiftwater hydra)
Lineage: Eukaryota; Metazoa; Cnidaria; Hydrozoa; Anthoathecata; Hydridae
Product: integrin alpha-8
Biological process (GO): integrin-mediated signaling pathway; cell adhesion mediated by integrin; cell-cell adhesion
Cellular component (GO): integrin complex; external side of plasma membrane
Molecular function (GO): integrin binding
Source: RefSeq, a predicted model, not a curated record
AAGAACUACUUCUGAAGCAUAAAAAUGAUAUUCUUUUUCAUUUGUGUUCUUGUAAAAAAGGCUCUGUGUUUUAAUUUGGAAAGUCGUAAUGUUUGGAACUUCACAAUUCAAGAUAACAGCUCUUAUUUUGGAUAUCAAGUAUCACUUGUUAAUACAAAUAGCCCCAAAGUGAUUAUUUCAGCCCCUCUUUACACUGGAAAGUCAGCUACUGGUGUAGUAUUUAGCUGUAAUCCCGAUGACACUAAUCAAUGUUUAAAACUAAAUAUUGAAACUGAAACUCUAACAGAUCCAGAUAUUGUGUUAAGUCAAAAAAGUAACCAAUGGAUGGGCUUUUCUAUGUCACAAGCUGGAGAUAUGUUAAUGAGUUGUGCUCCUCUAUGGCAUGAGAGUAGAACUGGUAGAAAUGGAAUAAAUCUUUGGUAUAGAGGGCGAUGCUCUUUAAUAGAUAAAGAUUUAAAUAAUAUCUACACAUAUUCAGCAUGUGUGAAUGAGCCAACAGGAAAUGUCCAAUACGGAUAUUGUGAGUCAGGAUUUAGCAGUGGGGGAUACAUUGGUGGAAAUACUCCAACAUUCUAUGUGGGAGCUCCUGGUUCCAUCAAUUCUAUCGGUGUACUUUUUGCUUUUAUUGGAGGGUCUGUUAAUGCUUCUCCAAUAAAGUUAAAAACUGGAACUGAUCAAUUGAUUGAUGAAAGCUCAUUAAUGGGAUAUUCUAUUGCAGUUGGUAACUUCACCAAUAACCAAUAUGGAGAUGUUGUUGGUGGAGCACCAAGAGCUAAUAAUCUGAAGGGAAUAGUAAUACUAUACACAAUAGGAGAUACAGGUUUCACUCUUACACAGAGUUAUCCUAAUCCUGAUGGACAGGUGGGAUCAUAUUUUGGUGGUGCUGUAUGUGCAGUGGAUCUUAAUAAUGAUGGUAUUGAUGAUUUAUUGGUCGGAUCACCACAGUAUUCAGUUGUAACUGAUGAAGGAAGGGUUUAUAUAUAUAUGAAUAAACCAAUCUUUACUGGUUUGCAGCUGCAAAAGAAUUUCUUAGCUCCAGAUAGCACAAUUGGAGCUCGAUUUGGUUCUGUAAUUUCUAAAAUAGGAGAUAUCAAUAAAGAUGGAUAUCAAGAUGUUGCAAUAGCAGCUCCAGGUGGUGGUCCAGAUGGCAAAGGAGCAGUCUAUAUAUACAAUGGUGGUGUAAAUGGGAUUACUCUUCAAUACUCUCAAGUUGUUUAUGCAUCAACAUUUUCGUCUGACUUUGGAACUGGUUUUGGUUCUUCAAUUUCGGGUGGACUUGAUGUUGAUGGAAAUAACUAUCCAGACGUUGUUAUAGGAGCUUUCAAUAUUGGCAAAGUUUUUCUUUUGAGAUCAAGGCCUGUUGUUUCAUUAUCUGCUAAUCUUCAAACCAAUAUUACUCAAGUACCUGCUGAGCCUGAGAAUGCAAAUUGUUUAGGUCCGAAUGGUGUUAGUUAUUAUUGCAUAGAAUUAAGACUAAACUUAAUGUAUGAUGCAAACAAAAUGACAUCUGAUUAUUCUAUUGAAGUUACAAUAGAAGUAGAUAAUCAAAUGAUAAUUGGAAAGCGAGGAUUUUUUUUGAACAAUCAAACCAAGCAAUUAAGCAAUAUCAUAAGCCAAAAUAUUACACUAGUAAAAAAUAAAAUAGCUGCAAUCCCAACCAUUGUUUAUAUUUCUGUAACAGGUGAAGUAGACCUAUUGAAUCCUAUUACAAUCACUACCAGUUAUAAAGAGUAUCAGAGUCCUUUAGGAUGCGGAAAUACCACGUGUCCUAUUUUAGAUUUAUAUGGAAUUAAUACUGGCAGUAUUCAAGUAACAUAUUUGAAGAAAUGCAAAAAUAACAUCUGCUACACAGAUUUAUCAAUGUCUUCAAUAAUACAAUUACCUGGAGCCUCACAACAAACUCAAAUUAUAUAUGGUGUUAUUUAUGAAGUAGCUGUUUUUUCUCAAAUUAUAAAUUAUGGCGACACUGCAUACCAGUCAAGCAUGAAUAUUUUGUUUAGUUUAGAUUUACAAGUGAUAUCAGUGACUAUUAAUGGGCAACCGUAUCCUUCAUUGAAUCCUGUAAAGGUGGAUCCAAUAACUCAAGAGCUAUCAAUUCUUGUUUCUAAUGCUCAGAAAUCAAACCAAAGUAUUGACAUUCUUGCAAGGUUUUCGAUUCCUUUAUCAAGUCCUUCAACCCCUGUAUAUAUUUUUCAAAUGACAACAACAUCUUAUGGAGUUGAUGUAAAUCCAAGCAAUAAUAAUGUUACUCUUCAAGUUCCUACAAUGAUUGCAACCUGUGUGCGUGUACAAGGUCAAGUUUUUCCAACUUCAAUAUAUUACAAGAAAAAUUUCAGCCCUCCAUCUAAAUAUGUAUCAGUGGUUGAUAUUGGCCCAGAAGUCAACUUUACAUUCUAUAUUCAAAAUGCUGGUCGUUUUCCUGUAGAUACAAUAUCUUCAGAAAUAAGUUUUGUUGUGAAUAAGCGAAAUUUUGAUUUGAUAUAUGUAGUAGAUAUGAGAGUUGAUAGUGUUCAAUGCAAUCCACUGCAGAAUAACUUAAACAUUAACAACUAUACUGCUUUAUACAGUAAUUCCACAACACAAGAUAUUAUAUCCAGAAAAAAAAGACAAGUUUUUCAAAAUAUUGAUUGUCAAAAUGGAAACUGUAAAGUUUAUACUUGUAAUAUUACACGCAUCGAGAACAAUAAAGGCUCCACAGUGCUAGUUACAACUAGGCUAUGGGCUGCAAGCCUAGCUAAGCUAAGUCUACCAGCUAGUGAAAUCCAAACAUUCAUCCAAGUUAGAUUUAAUGGUAAAGACAGUAGUAGAAAUGUGCAACAAGAUAAUUGUCCUUUAUCUUUAACGGUUAACUUUACAUUACAAGAAAGUACUAUGCAGCCUGUAACGAAACAAGUCAGCCAGUGGUGGAUUAUUCUACUUUCCAUACUAGGGGCAUUAGUACUACUUGCUGUUUCUUCUGCAAUUUUAUACAGGUUUGGUUUUUUUGAGAGAGAUAAAAGCUUUAUGGGAACUUCUCAUACGAUAGCAUUUGAGCAAAAGGUACAAUCUGAUGAUGCUGGCAAUGUUGGUUCAAAUAAUGAUGUUGACAAUGUUGGUCCAAAUAAUACUAGUAGUUUAUUUAAUGUUGAUACUUAGAAACUUUGUAAUUAUAAUUAAAUUUAAUGUAAAGCAAUUAUAAUUUAUGAAUUGAAUUUUCUUCGAAUUAUUUCUUUGUAUCAGCGUGAUAGGGUUUUUUAUAUCUUUUUUUAUUUUUAGAUUUAAAAAUUGUUUUAACAUAUAUAUAUAAGAUAAAUGGCUCUUUUGUAUUUACUGUUAAUACUGUUUACAUAUGUUAUAUAUAAUUUGUAUGUUUUAUAUCUGAACAAAUUGUUAAUAAAGAUAUUAAGGACGUAAUUAUUUAUUUAUGUUUAUUUAAUUAUUACAAAAUAGUAGGAUUUUAUCGGUUUCUAAUAACUUGAAAAAAUCAACUUUUUUGCAUAUCGAAUUAUUAUUAUAUUUUAUGUGCUGUUUAUUUAUUUUUAAAUUGAAAUUGUUUAGCUAAACAUAAAAUUAUAUAAUUAUGUAAUUUUUGGUUUAAAUAUAUUGUUUUAUUAC